Marchantia polymorpha subsp. ruderalis is the source of this 2539-nucleotide messenger RNA. The record is from the annotation of a GenBank genome assembly. NCBI's taxonomy places the organism in Eukaryota, Viridiplantae, Streptophyta, Marchantiopsida, Marchantiales, Marchantiaceae.
GCUUGAGUCCAGGCCUGGCUUGGGCUGGCCUGGCCUCGGGAAUCUGAGCUUCUUCGCACUGCCCGCUAAAAAUGUCUGCAGCUGGGGCCUGGCAUGGUCCACUGCCUGGUCGAGUCCAGGUCAGUGGUGGACUUGAGUUAGAGGCAUCGCCGGUGGCUUGAGUAUUGAGGGGGAUUCCGGAAUGGCGAUCUCGCCACAUAGACAGGAGACGAUGCAUGCGGUGCAGCAGCAGCAGCUGCAGCUGCUGCAGUAGUUGAAAGCGAGUGAGCUAGAUCUUCGCCUCCCGCGGGUUUGUAAUUUACUUAUCCGCCCAUGUUUUAUAAAAUCCGGAAUAAGGGAUAAAGUGACAAAGGAAAAUUGUAACACGAGGCUGUGGAUCGAGGGCUGAAUCAAGGAAUCAAUGCGGACUAUAUAAGAAACAAGAGCGCCCAGUAGCAUCCAGAUUUGCCGGACGCUCCGCAGGCCGCCCGCAGGCACCUUUCACUCGAACAGCUGUUUGUUUCAGCUCGAUAUACAUCGAAAAUAUUUUAUGUUGCUGAGCACUCAGACUGAAAAAUCUCCAAAUUUGGGGCACUUAAAGAGUCGAUUCUUCAACGCUUUACAUUAUAUACUUGAGAGAGUUCUGUUCUUCAAGUGUUGAUUGCCGGCUACAGACUGGUAUCAAUCAUCCUCAAGUACAGGAACCGCUCUUUACAGCCAGCCAACCACUGCGGAUCCAUCGAUAUCUCGUCGAAACGUCGAAUCGAAGUCGACUGCAGUAGAGAUUGAUUGGGCACCUCCUCCGGCUGCUUCCAACCGUGAUCGGACGACAGAUCCGACUCGGCUUCGAGAACCACCGCCUGACCGAUCAAGAGGUUUGUGGCACAUCUGUAGGCCUGUGGUGGUCGAGGUUGUCACCUGGUGAAAUUCAGCUCGGCCUCAACCGAGCUUUCUUUUGUUGGGAGAACCUUGCGGACUUGCAAGCAUCGGAUAUCGGUUUAUUCGCUAGUGUUAUAAAUCCCGGUUGUCGAAAUCCUCCUUCAGCCUCUUCGAUUCCGACUUGGGGUCUUCCGGUUCGAUGGAACACUCGGUGCCUUACGACGCUGCUGCGGUGGUCCCCGUCAGUGACGAUGACUACUCGAAGCUCAGUGGAAGCGAGGACGAGCAACUCGAAGAGAAGCCUGGAACCCCAUGGUUCGUCUGGCCAAUGUUGGCCUUCUCCCUGGUCGCGUCCUCGGCAUCUGGAGCGAUUAUGAAAGAGCUGGAGAUUGAGCAUGCCGGGGCUGUCAGCGUUGCCGGCUGGCGAUUUCAAGUGACUGCACUGGCGCUGCUUCCAUGCUUCCUCUGGCAAUGGGCUUUCAUGACCUCGCAAGCCCGGGCAAAACUAUUCCAAAAAGGAAAUCUUAUACAAAUUUGCAUUAGUGCCGCCGGCCUUACAGCUUACUUCGGCCUCUGGAAUUGGUCGCUGCAACACACAUCUCUGACGCACAGUCUCUUCCUCUCAGUCAUGUCCCCGCUGUACGUGGCGUUCGCCACAGUACUCACGGGUGGAAAAAUCACGAAAGUGGAGGUUUUCGGCGUGGCUCUGGGAAUCAUCGGGUCUCUCAUCCUUGCCACCGGCACGCAGGCUGAGCCAGGAGCAGAGGCUACUCUGCUGGGCGACGUGGUUGCAUUCAUCUCCGCCGGUGGCUUUGCUCUCUACCUGGUCGCUUCUCGCCAUUGCAGAGCUUCCAUGCCGGUCUACGUUUACAUGUUCCCAUCCACGGUGUUGGUGGCUGUGCUGCUCGGAAUAGUCGGAAUUUUCGUGGAAGGGUGGGGAUCGUGGAUUCAGGGAGCGCCCAACGCGAUCAAUGGGCCAUUCGGCUGGUUCGCCAACGAAGAGUUUCUGCUGUGGACGAUAUUCCUGGGAAUCGUUCCUGGCUUCCUCUGCUACAUCGGGUACAAUGUGGUCUUGGCGUUCACGAGCUCUUUGGUGGUGUCCAUGGGCCUUUCUAUCUGCCCACUCACGGGAUCUCUUCUGGGCUGGUUUAUGGGCCUCACCAACUUACCCAACAUUUACACGAUCGUGGGAGGAUCCUUGACUAUGGCUGCGACGAUCGUUGUCAGCUGGGGCACUCACCCUGAUGAGGACAAGAAAGAGGCCGAGAAGAUUGAUAUCGAAUCAAGAGGGUCCAAAGGCGAGGAUGUGGAGGACAAAGUGCCCUUAUUGCAAGAUCAAAGACAACCGUAGAAAUACCAAAAAAUUAGAUUACAUACAGAAUUGGAAGUGUGAGUUAGUCGAAAUCAAGAAAAAAGGAAGUCGUGGCAGACGUAACCAGCCGCAUAUCCAUGCUGUACUGUAAAACAUAGUCAUGUCAACUUCUUGUUGGUUUGACACUUCCAGCCGAGUUUUGUAGUAUACGUAGGAAUAGGAGAAUCAGUACAUAAUUUGUAUCUAGAAUCUUAGCGUAGCUAAUUUGUAGGCAGUGAGAAUUGGUUCACAUUUCUAGAAAACAGGUUUUGCCGGGUGUGGGAAUAAUAAACGCAACAAUUUUGCAGGGGUUCUCAUCACACACAAAAA